This is a messenger RNA of Podarcis lilfordi (Lilford's wall lizard), 3392 nucleotides long. NCBI's taxonomy places the organism in Eukaryota, Metazoa, Chordata, Lepidosauria, Squamata, Lacertidae. The record is from the annotation of a GenBank genome assembly.
AUGGCGCGUCUGGCCGGCUCUCCGGCGUCCCUGCUGCGGCCCCCUCCGUGCGCGCUGGCGGCGGCGGCGGCGCUGGCCGUGCUGUGCGCCCUCUACUACGCGCGCUCGCCCGCCCCGCCCCGCCCCGCGCCGCGCCCCGCCCCGCCCCCGCCGCCGCCCGCCUCCGCCGCCAACCCGGCCGCCGCCGAGUCCGUCGGGGAGAGCAAGGCCAAGGCGGGCGAGGAGCUGCUGGCGGCGGCGGCGGGGGCGGCGGGGGCGGCGGGCGAGGCCGAGCUGCACGUGCUGCUGCUGCUGGCCAAGGCGGAGCGCAACGCGGCGCUGCGAUCCAAGGCCGAGGCGGCGCUGCGCUCGCUGGCGCGCUUCGCCAAGCUGGGCCCUCGCCAGACCCUCGUGCUGCACCUGCUCAGCGACGCGCCCAGCCGUCCCGUCGGGAAGGCCGUCCUCCGCGACGCGCUGCGCAGCGCGCAGUUCCAGCACAAGGUGCGCUCCGCCAGCAUCCCCAAGACGGGCGCCCCUCCGGCCACCACCUUGCGCGGGCAGCCCUUUCCCCCACGCGCAUCCCUCCCCCUGACGGCUGCUUCUCCCGCUUCCCGCAGGUGGUCUUCCACGACGUGGACGUGGUGGCCGAGAAGCUGCUUCCCCUGGUCGAGGCCAUGCAGAAGCUCUUCAGCGCCGGCGCCGGAACCUACUAUGGCGACUCCCUCUUCUUCCUCUCGCUGGCCAUGCACCGGGUCCUGCCCAAAGGUCAGCAGGCAGAUGGGCAGCACACACCCCCUUCCACCUGCCCCCUCUCUGCGCCUCCCUGGCAUCCUUGGCUCUCCUGCUUUAAGAAGCGCUUGAGCAUGCCUGGCGCUUGGGUCCAGGGGGUGAGCUCGGCCAGGGUGGCAGCGCCAGGUGAGAUCGCCAAAGUCAGACCCAGUAGACGAGGUGUCCCAGGGCCUGGCCCAGCCACUGGGGCAGAAGGGGCUGUGCCCACAGCCACCGCCUGAGGAUGGGGAGGGGGUGGCAGCAGGGGGCCUCUCUCUUGUCACCUAACAAGGAAAGUGUUCCAUGCUGCCUCCCCCUACCAUUGGCAGCAAAAAACCCUGUCCCAGAAUGCACCACAAAGACUCCCUUUCAUCUCAGUGCAGCAGGGAGAGGGGAGAAGGUGCAGUAUACAGUUACUGAGCCCCCAUGACCCACCCCCUGCCCCCUACCUGACUGCCAUGUAUGGUCUUUGUUCCUUGCCGCUUCCUCUGGGUGGGGGCUGAAUGAAGCCUCCCUUGGGGGGUGGAAGCUGUGCCGGGGAGGACCAAGGGAGCAGGGAAGGUGCUUCAGAGGCUUCUCUGGUUCCUGACUCCCCUCUUUGCCCCCCCCACAGAGAUUUCGCGGAUCAUCCAGGUGGACCUUGAUGUGGAGUACAGAACCAACAUCCGGGAACUCUUUGAAGAGUUUGACAACUUCCCAGAAGGGGCCGUGAUUGGCAUCGUCCACGAGAUGCAGCCCGUCUAUCGGUAGGUGCCAGCAGUGGGUGUUCCGGGGGGGGGGUACUUGGGAUCCUAGCAGAAGCUGCACAUGGGCACAAGGGGGUGCUCAGAGGUGGCUUCCCAGAAUCCCCCCCCUACGCUCAGGACAAAAGAUUUGAGAAGGGAAGUUGGCCAGAAAAUCUGUGGGGAAAGUGAGCUCUUGGGGUGGAGAUUGGGGGCCCACAGCGUGAAACUCAACAGGAGUCCCCAUCACACUUUUUUUUUGGGGGGGCGGUUGUCAAUUUCAUUUGCUGCUUACAAACACCUGGUAGGACAAGGGACACAUGGAGCAAGGGGGGCAGGCCUUGGGGCGGCACUGCUGCUGUCACAUGGAGCCUGGGGAGGAAGGGGGCCAGCUGCGCCCCCCAUCUCCUCUGCUGGCUGGGGAGUGGGGCUGCUCUCCAGAUGUUUCCUUCCUUUGCUCUUGCCAGCUGUUUGUACGCAGCUCUUGCCAGCAGGGGCCUGGGAUGGGGCUGGCCGUGCUCAUUCCCCCCGACUUUCCUUCCUGACUUUGUUUGGAAGAGACAGGAGGACUCUUGCCGCCUCGGCUGUCCCUGCAAAGGAGAACUAGACACAUUCAGGGCUGUCCGUGACUCCGGCCCCACGGCUUGAGCUCUGCCCUUCACGGUCAGAGGCACAAUGCUUCUGAAUCCCAGUUGCAGAAACGGCAGGAGGGCAGAGCUGCUCUUGGGUGCGGAUCCUGAUUGCGAGUUUUCUAAUAGAAGCAGAACAGGAUGCUGGCCGGGCCGGGCCCCUGGCCUAAUCCUGCAGGGCUCUGACUUGCCUUUCCUCUUGUGCAGGCACCUCUUCUGGCAGUACCGCCAGGAGCACCCGGGGACCAAGGUGGGGGAGCCCCCGCCGGACGGCCUCCCCGGCUUCAACAGCGGGGUCCUCCUGCUGAACCUGGAGGCCAUGCGCCACUCGGAGCUCUACAACCGCCUGCUGGAGCCGGGUGCCGCCCAGCGCCUGGCGGACCAGUUCCACUUCCGGGGCCACCUGGGCGACCAGGACUUCUUCACGCUGGUGGGCAUGGCUCACCCGGAGCUCUUCCACGUCCUUGACUGCACUUGGAACCGGCAGCUCUGCUCCUGGUGGCGUGAGCACGGCUACCGCGACGUCUUUGACCACUACUUCCGCUGCGACGGCCACGUCCGGAUCUACCACGGCAACUGCAACACGCCCAUCCCCCAGGAGUAGCCCCGGCUGGCCAGGGGGAGUUUGGGGGCGGCACCUGUGCUGUGGUCACGGCAGGGCUCUCGCCGCGUCUCUUCGGGGGUUCCAUCAAGUGGAGGCUGCUCCCUUUCCCUUGCACACAACUGGGGUCUACCUGGGAGGAAUCCUCAUGGGCCUUGCAGGAAGGAUGCAGAGCUGAGUGCCUUCUGCCCCCAGCCAGCCAUUGUUGCUUUGGGACCCAGACGCUGCAGGGAGAGGGAGGCGAGCCCAAGGCCUCUCUGGAGCUGAGACCUCCUGCUGGACAUUUCCCUGGCAGCUCCCUGGGGGACUGUGAACGUUUCCCCCUUGACUGCAGAGCGCGGCCAUCCACGUUCCGAUCUUGGCUGCAGCACACGUGCCCAGCAAGGCAGCAGGAUCGUGGCCCCCGGAGCAAGAACAGCUUCUUGCGGACCAAGCCUGGAUUCUGCAGAGAUCCACUGGCCCCCAGUGCCCCUAGAGCCCUCUGCCAUCCUUUUGGGCUGUGGGGAAAAGGCCCUGCUGCCCUUUGGGCCGAGGGGAGACUGUGGGGCUGGGAGGCCUUGUCCAGGGGGUGAUGGUGUGGUUCUUCUUCUGCUGUCGGGCAGUGGGGCAGGGGGUGAGACCCAGAGGGAGAAGGAGAGGGUGCCAGGAGUCUCUUGUCCCUUCUGCAGGAGCAGAAUAAAAUGCAUUCCAACA